Messenger RNA from Bombus huntii, 3929 nucleotides. Its product is annotated as putative pyridoxal-dependent decarboxylase domain-containing protein 2. Lineage: Eukaryota; Metazoa; Arthropoda; Insecta; Hymenoptera; Apidae. Gene Ontology annotation, cellular component: intracellular membrane-bounded organelle. Bases 343 to 2739 code for a protein of 798 amino acids. Gene Ontology annotation, molecular function: pyridoxal phosphate binding; carbon-carbon lyase activity. Gene Ontology annotation, biological process: carboxylic acid metabolic process. The record is from RefSeq and is a predicted model, not a curated record. The transcript is spliced from 10 exons.
AAAUUAAAAGCACAUGUAUGUUAAUAAGCUGAUACGUAUGCAAAGUACUGCAUUUCAGCUAAUCAGCGAAUUGAACAACUGGCACUGCGAUAAAAGCCGUAUCGAUAAAAUAAGGACCGUAUCAACUAACUAGUCGUCUUUUCUUUAAUUACCAGUUAAUGCCAGAAGAAGAAUACAAAAUACUUUUAUCGAACCUAAAGUGUAUCGCGUUUCGAGGGUAUACAUCUAUAUAAAAUCUAUUUUUAAUCGUAGAACGGAAAUUGUGGGAAUUUUGCUAGUGUUCAGCGGCGGUGAACGGAAGUCGAAUUGCGACGGUACUGCGCCACGACGACUAUUGCCACGAUGGCUGAGGAGACUGACACAAACGAUAAAGCGACGAUGGAAAGUAUAGCGCAAAACAUACUCGAGGUCAGUACCGGAGGUGGGUCUACGUCGAACGAAGUAGCCGCAUUAGAGUUUCAAGCCUCGCAGGUGAUAUCAAGGCUCGAGGAAGCUGUCGAAAAGGCAGCAGACGAUGGCGGUACCACCUGGAACAAUCCCUCUGGGUUCCUCUCGCAAUCAAAAACUGCCGACGAAAUAUUAACUUUAAUUCAGGACUUGGUAAUUCACGAAGACGCUCCCCAACCGGUAAAAGAUGAUACAACGGAAACGGCAACGAGUCAAGUGACUACCUUACCAACAUUAACAGAGCCAGCAAAAUUAGCGUUAAUCGCACACACUGUUUCUGCUUACGCGCUCGCACUUCCAAAAUCGCAUGCUCAGAGAUUAGCUGGCCGAUUGGCCGCAGAUACAACCAGAUGGCUAAGUCAUAUUUUCCGUUUCGUCGAUUGCGCUUCUUCGUUUCACGAAGAUCACUUGGAAGGUUUAGUCAGAGUGACCAGGUUGGCUUUACACAGGAAAUAUCCCCGGUAUAUGGAGGAAGGUUUCACCGCGCUUGCGGCCUCACCACCUUUAAUUUACAGUUCUGUGGCCGCACCUUUAGGUGUGGUUCAACAUCUGUGUAAACAGCUUUCUUUGCCACUCCAUUGUGUAAGACCCAUCCCCCAUAACACAAUGUUUGGAUCGCGAUAUAGCAUGGACGUGUCAGCUUUGGAACGCCGCCUCGCGGAAGACACGCAAUCAAAUAGCGUGACGCCGCUCCUGGUAUUGGCAGAGGCGGGAUCAGUAUUAACGGGACACUGCGACAAUAUCGCUAGAUUGCGUGCAAUUUGCGACAAGUACAAUGUCUGGCUUCACCUUAGAGGUCAUUCUUUAGCCGCGUUAGCGUUAAAUAAUUCUGCGAAGGAUCUGCCUUCGAAGAUCGCAGAUAGUGUUACGUUACCUCUUGGAAUAUGGCUUGGUAUACCAUCACUACCAGUAGUAACACUGUAUAGAUUAACAGAUACGAAAGGUGGUCGACCUACUCCAAGAGACACAACUUUGUCUCUGGUAUCAGGUUUAAUGACAGAUUCGUUGUCAAGACGUUUACCGACUUUACCCUUGUGGGCCACUUUGCAAGUGUUAGGUAGAGAUGGUGUACAUAAUAGAUUAAAGAGAUGCUUUUUGACUGUGGAAGAAUUAUACAAUAAAAUUAAGAAAUUUUCUUGCAUAAGGAUAUUGAGUCAACCACCUGGAGGAGAAACAGGGUCGUAUACCAUAAACGAGCUCCUAACAAACCCCGUGAAUAAUCCACAACUAUUCGAAGCUGUAGCCAGUGCAUUAGUGUUUCAAUUUGUACCUGCAGACAGGGAUCCACAGACAACAGAACGUGUUCCUCCUUAUUACGAUAAAUUAAAUUCCUGGUUAGGACAAAUUCUUCAAAGAGACAUUGAAAACGUACAAAUAGAGCUGUGUGAAAUAGAACAUCAUGGUAUUGCGAUUCGUAUUUGUCCUCUAGAAAAUCCAGAUCAACCUCCUACGACCGAGGAUAUAGAUAACGUAAUAGCUUGUUUGGAACAGCAGAUAGAAAUAUUACAGGCAACGGUCGAGCAUAAAGCAACGUUCGUGCGAUUAGUCUCAGAGAAUGACUCUUUACAUUUGGUAGAAAUGCCUGAUUGGGCAGGUUUAGGCGGUGUACGAUACGCACCUCCUACUUGGAUCCACGUCAUGACCGAUCAGGCAAAAGAGGAAUUGAACAGAUUAAACACGCAAUUAGUUGAAGCUUUACGGAACACAGACGCGGCAUUUUCUCUAGGAGAAGGCGCCGACGGCUUAGCUUGUGUACGAUUUGGUAUGGUUACACAAGAUACAGAUGUGGCCGAAUUACUAUCCUUAGUUCUACAAGUCGGUCAAAAAGUAGAAGCUAGCUCCAAGCUAUUGGAUACUAUAUCCGAAGUGGUGAAAAGAGGUAUCGAAGCAGCACAGACGGACUUGGAAAGAGAAAAUGCAGAAAAAUUAUGGCAAGAAGGUAUUCUUAGACACGUGCCUGUCGUUGGAACUUUCGUCAAUUGGUGGAGUCCACCUUCGAAAGAAACUGGAGUUCGUGGACGUAGUUUAAAUUUACAAGCCGGAGUUGUCGAGAGUACAGAGAAUAUUUACAAAUACCAUAUGCAAUUGCAACCAAACUCCACGGUGAUUAAUGGAUCUGGUGCUAGAACUCCACCACAGCCCCUUGUACAGACUCCAGUUGGCGCUGGUAGCCAAAGUCAUAGUCGUUCAUCGAGCCAUUCCAGUUUACAGAGCGGAAAAAGUAUCUCUGUAAUCACAAAUACCGUACCCCACCCGCAGGUAAAAGAAGAAUCCGGUGAGGUGAAGUCGUAGUAAACAUUAAACGAUACGAUUAAUCGAAGAAGAUUCAGUUCGUUAAGUUCAAAUCUCUGAACUUGACAAAGGAGCGAUGCUCUAGGUGAAACGAUCGAGCGUUUUCGGUAGAAGCUACCCUUUACAUUCUCAGAGCACAGCAAAAGAAUUAGCGUUUCUAAAGCGUUCAGGAGCUUAAUAAAUCGACAAAGGUAAAGCCACGCUGUCCUUUCUGUCGUUCUUUCUUCAAUAAACUAUUUUAUGCUACUUUUCUGUCAUCUUGGAUUAGUCGUAUUAUUUUUUUCUAUUUUAUCCGUUUUAUUACUUUCAUCGACAAUUUAAUUUCAUGGAUACUAGCAAGAUCUAUCGAAGAUGGCUUGUGUACUUAUUAGACUGAUAAUAAGCAAAGAUGUUAAUCUUACUACGAGUUAAUUUGAUAACAAGUGAUAACUGUUCCUCAUUCAUUAAAGUAUUUCUCUCGUAGCACAAUAAUCAGAAGCGUAUCUUCUUACUUUCAUAACGCAACAUGAAAAGAGUUGCCUUUAAAUUUUUAGUUUAUCGAAUGAGUAUCGAUUUUACAAUAAAACUACAUAAAUUGAACAGCUGACUAUUUAAGUUUCCAACAACAGUGUUUUACAUCGAUAUGUACACAUACAUUCUGAAUAAGUUUAUCAAUCAAACUUAAAUUUUUCCACAUUUUACUUUACAGACUACAUUUUUUACAUUUUAUUUGCGAGUUCUUUCUUCAUGAAGCACAACAUACAUUAAGAACGGAAAAAAGACACAUACAUAAUAAAGUCGCGAUUGCUUCGAGCAUUUAAAAAAGAAGGUAUUACGCACGCGUUGUAAAGUUUAUUCGAGAAAAUUAAGCUUUUCUUUAAGCAUCUAACAAAGCGUGUAAAAAAAGAAGGAAAAUCAGAACAAUGUUCCGAUAUUAGAACGAUAACCAAAGAGAGAGAGAGAGAGCGAUAAUGUAGAGUUACAUUGAAGCAAUUUGGAUUGUUACGAUGUAAUAAUGUGUAAUUUGCAACGGAAUAGGAAUUACUUAGUUCUGUUGUGUUAAAAAACAUAAGAAAUACGUUCACAUUAUUACAGUAUUCGGUAAAUUGUUGAUAGCUACAUUGAAUGGAAAGAAAUUAAAUUAUAUGUAUAUUUAUGUACCAAAAUUGUUUUAAUAAAGUACUGCAAUUCAAUAAAUGAUCUUAACAUAA